Hirundo rustica (Barn swallow) is the source of this 1892-nucleotide messenger RNA. It is a transcript of the gene MAPK13, whose product is annotated as mitogen-activated protein kinase 13. Gene Ontology annotation, cellular component: cytoplasm; nucleus. Lineage: Eukaryota; Metazoa; Chordata; Aves; Passeriformes; Hirundinidae. The transcript has 12 exons. The coding region runs from base 479 to 1618 and encodes 379 amino acids. Gene Ontology annotation, molecular function: ATP binding; MAP kinase activity. The record is from RefSeq and is a predicted model, not a curated record. Gene Ontology annotation, biological process: protein phosphorylation; MAPK cascade.
UUUUGUCUGACACCGUGUCUGACGCGAUGCUGUGGCUUGUCCCUCGGAUUCCCCGGCUCGACGAGUCCUUACUCAUCCCCUUGUUUGGAGGAGGGAUUUCAGGCGCCCCUGCCCGAGCCCCGUGAGGAUAUUUCUCGGCUGAUGGAGCAGCAGAGCGGGAGCUGUGCAUGACAGGAGGGGCUGCCAGAGGCGUGCCCGAGCGGGGCUGGCUGCUCCCCUCCUGCAGCAGCGCCCAGAGGCACCUGUACAACACCGAGGCGUGUCAGGAAACCUGAUGCCUCACCUCUGUCAAUGUGGAGGCGGAGGGAGGAGGGCCCAAAGACAUGUCCCUUCACGCUCGCACCAGCUGAAAACAGAGAAGGAAACUCGCUAGAGCCUUUUUUUACCGGCGCAGGAAGCCUCUUGUCCCGCUCUCACCCCAGAAGCCCUCCCGUACUCCACUACUCUGGGGGGGUGGCUGUCCCGCACCCGCCGGGCGAUGAACAUCGCAAGGAGAAGAGGCUUUUACAGACAGGAGGUGAACAACACGCUCUGGGAGCUGCCCAGGAGAUACACAUCCCUCCACCCGCUGGGCUCCGGGGCCUACGGCUCCGUGUGUUCAGCCAUAGACAAGAAGACGGGGGAGAAAGUGGCCAUCAAGAAGCUGUGCCGCCCGUUCCAGUCAGAGAUCUUUGCCAAGAGAGCCUACAGAGAGCUGAUGCUCUUGAAGCACAUGCAGCAUGAGAAUGUCAUUGGGCUCCUUGAUGUCUUCACCUCCACUGCCUCCUACCAGGGGUUCCAGGACUUCUACCUGGUGAUGCCAUACAUGCGGACAGAUUUACAAAAGAUCAUGGGACAUGAAUUCAGUGAUGAAAAGAUCCAGUACCUGGUCUACCAAAUGCUGAAAGGGCUGAAGUAUAUUCACUCAGCUGGCAUUGUGCACAGGGACCUGAAGCCAAGUAACCUAGCUGUGAAUGAAGACUGCCAGCUGAAGAUCUUGGAUUUUGGCUUGGCCAGACAGGCUGAUGCUGAGAUGACUGGCUACGUGGUCACACGGUGGUACAGAGCCCCAGAAGUCAUCCUGAACUGGAUGCAUUACAACCAGACAGUGGACAUCUGGUCUAUUGGCUGUAUCAUGGCAGAAAUGCUGACUGGGAAAACACUCUUUAAAGGAAGAGACUACCUGGAUCAGCUGACCCAGAUACUGAAAGUAACAGGGCAUCCAGGAGAGGAUUUCUUGGAGAAGCUGGAAGACAAAGCGGCAAAGAGUUAUAUCAAGUCCCUUCCCAAAAUCCCCAAGAAGGAUUUGUCUGUGCUUUUCCCUAAAGCAAAUCCUCAGGCUGUGGACCUGCUUGACAAGAUGUUGCAGCUGGAUGUGGAGAAGCGCCUCACAGCAACAGAGGCCUUGGCUCACCCCUACUUCGACCAGUUCCGAGAUAUCGAGGAGGAGACAGAGGCACAACACUCCUAUGAUGAUUCUCUGGAGCAUGAAAAGCUUUCAAUAGAGGAAUGGAAAACUGCCACUGAAUGCCUUUUUCUGCACAUCCAACACUCCAGCUUUUAUUUGUGUCCUCUGAAAUCACACAUUCAUGGUUAUUUUGUUCUGUUUUUCAAGAACACAUUUACAAGGAGAUCUUGACCUUCAGCCCCAUUGCACGGAAGGAUUCAAAGAAGAGAAGUGGGAUGUCAUUAUAGCAACGGGUGCAGCUGUGGCUGGGACUCAGUUCUCCUUGAUGACAUCAAAUCCAUUCCACACUGUGCUGCUGGUGGCCAACUUUUGGCCCGUGGGACCUCUCUCUGUGUGCCAACACAAGGAUGACGCCGUGCUGCGGGCACUGGACUUUGUUCUACGAAAGGGGAAGCACCCCAGGCAGUUUUCAACAUAAAAGACAAAUAUAUUCUUGUUGAAACUU